Messenger RNA from Musa acuminata AAA Group (dessert banana), 4656 nucleotides. RefSeq lists its product as uncharacterized. NCBI's taxonomy places the organism in Eukaryota, Viridiplantae, Streptophyta, Magnoliopsida, Zingiberales, Musaceae. Bases 149 to 4333 code for a protein of 1394 amino acids. The record is from RefSeq and is a predicted model, not a curated record. The transcript has 7 exons.
UUCCCCCACGCUUCUCCCACCUCUCUCUCUCUCCCUCUGUAAUCUUCGCUCGACCAAAGGAAAGCCGAGGGCGAGAUCGGCGCCAAGACUCGGAUCGUGAGAUCACUCGAUCUCAUCAAGGUGUGAAGGAGUUGUAAAGGAAGAUAAAAUGGCUGAAGACUUGCAAGCAAGUUCGGACAAGAUUGAAGUGAAGCUGUCUGAAACGGUUAAUACAUCAGUAGGUGGAAAUGAAAAAGAAAGACUGACGAACGGUGAUACAGACUUACUGAGAAAAGAAGGAAAUAAAGACGAGGAGGAGUCUGCAUCUGAUGGGGACUUCAUAAAGGUAGAGAAGGAAAUAUUAGUAGAUGCAAAAGAAAGCUCCCACCUGCUCAAUCCAAUAGUGGAAGCGGAGGAAACCUUACUCACUGUCAAUCAUGAAUCUGGCAAUUCAGAAGCAAAUGCCAAUUUUACUAAAAUGAAAGAGAAGAUCGAAGAUUUAGAGCUUCAACUUGAAACUGUCCUUGGAAAACUAAAUAGUUCAGAAGCUGAAAAAGCCUUCCUAAAAUCUGAGUUUGAUCUUGCAAAUGACAAGUUAGAAAAAAAGAGCAAGCGUUGUGAGGAACUGGAACUUGGACAGAAAUUGAUGAAAAAUCAGGCUUUAGAUGAUGAACAGAGGUACAAUUUACAGCUUGAAUCCCUUAAGGAAGCACUAAAAGCUACAGAUAUGAAGCAUAAGGAGCUUAUAGAUGUCAGGGAAUCUUUCACGGGGUUGUCCGCAGAUCUGGAGAUCUCAAGGGAAAGGAUAAAAGCACUUGAAGAAGAGUUACUAUCCUCAGCUGGUGAGCUGCAUAAACUCGAAGAACUGAGUAAACAUAAUAGUACCCAAGCAGAGUUAGAAUCAAGGAAAGUAUUGGAUCUAGAGAAGAUGUUGGAACUGGCACAUAUGACUGCAAAGGAGAUGGAAGAUCAAAUGAGUAAUUUACAAAAGGAGUUGAAGGAACUCUACGAGAAAUUUGCAGGAAAAGAACAUAUUGAAGAAGCACUUCAAAGUACUUCAUUAGAGCUUUCAAAAUUUCAGGAGAAGUUAGAAAUCUCAAAAUCAGACAUAGCUAAACUGGAGCAGAACCUUGCUUCUAAAGAUUCUUUCAUACAUAAACUGACUGAAGAAUUAAAUCUGCAAAAAGUUUCUGAAGAGCAGUUAAGGGAAGAUGUAACUGCACUAGAAAAUGCGCUUUCUGCUUCAAGAGAAGAUCUCCAAACAAAGCUUGUUAAUUUGGAGAAACUGGAACUGAAUCUUCAGGAACAGGUAAAAGAAAGGGAAAUGGUUGAAGCUUGCUUCAAGGACCAAGAAGUGCAGAUAUCAAGUUUAAGAAAUGAUUUGUUGAACUUGACAGUAGAAAAGGAAACUAUAGAGAGCACUGUGACAGAUCUUAAAACAAAGUUGUUAGAGACCGAGGAACUUAAUAGCCAAUUGGAGGCCAAACUAAAUGUGGCUGAUCAGAAUUUCAAGAAAACAGACUCACUUCUAUCACAAGCAUUGUCGCAUAAGAAGGAGCUUGAGCAAAAGAUGGAAUUGCUUGAACAGCUCCAUCAUGAAUCCAGAAUGGCCACAGAGGCUGCUACUAAAAGAAACCUUGAGCUAGAAGGUUUGCUCCAGGCAGCAAAUGCAGAUGAAGAGGUUAUCAGAUCACAGCUGAAGGAGACUGAAAUGAGAUUGGCAUUCGCUGAGAAGAGCAAUAUGGAGCUCGAGCAACAUUUGAAUUCUGCAGAGACAAAAUACCUUGAUGCACAUAAUGAGAAGAACGAACUUAAUGAGAAAAUAUCACAGCUCACUGCUUCGUUGAAAGAAGUAGAGGAAGAAAAUGCAUUGUCAAGAAGCCAUUUUGAGGGUUAUGAAGAUAGAAUUGGCCAAUUGGAAUCAAAUUUGAGCAAGUCUUUUUCAAGGAACUCCGAACUUGAACUGCAGAUUAAUGAUCUUGUCAAAAAGUGUGGGGAACAUGAGGAACAUGCUACUGCAAAGCAUGACCGCAAUCUUGAGCUGGAAGAUUUGUUUCAUUCAUCUCACUCCAGAGCUGAAGAUUCUGAAAGGAGAGUGGGAGAAUUGGAACUGUCGUUGGAAGCUGCUAAUCAUCGGACACAGGAACUUGAGCAACUACUCAGCAUCACAGAGGCAAAACAUAGAGAUGUUGAGGCUGAAUCCAAGCAAUACAGCAGUAAGGUUGCUGAGCUUGUUACAGAACUUGUAGCAUAUCAGACACGAACAGAAAGUCUUGAAGCUGUGCUGCAAGCUGCAAAUGAGAAGGAGAGGGAGUUGACAGAUAGCCUAAAUAUAGUUACGGAAGAAAGAAAAACAAUUGAAGACCUGUCUAGUAGUCAUGAGAAAAAACUCUAUGAAUCUGAGAAUCAAAUUCGGAUGUUGCAAAAUGAGCUGAAACAUUUAAGAGAGAAAGUGGAAAGUGUUCAGGAAGAACUUGAGGCUUCAAAUAUUCGAGAAAAAGAGCUACUUGAGAAGUUUAGAUAUGCUGGAGAACAGUUGGAACAUGAUGGGAAGACUAUAGAGGAAGUUACUGCAAGAAACCUAGAGUUGAAUUCAUUAAAUGAAUCUUUAGCCAAGGAUUCAGAGUUAAAGCUCCAACAAGCAGCAGCGAGCUUUAAGCAAAAGGAGUCUGAAGCUGAAGAAUUGAAUGAAAAGUUAAAAUAUCUUGAAGAACAAUUGGCAUUUUAUAAAGAACAGGCAGUUGAAGCUACUGAAAAUGUUGCCUCACUUAAGGCAGAGUUAGAGGCAAAUGCAAUGAAGCUGGUUUCCCUUGGGAACAAUAUUGAAGAGCUUAAGCAAAAUGUUAUGGAAGCUAAUCUAAGAGGUGAACAGACAGUUUCUGAAAAUGAGUUGCUGGCUAUGACAAACUCAAAGCUCAAGGACGAACUGGAAGCUCGUCAGCAAAAAGUCAAUGAGCUAAAUGAGUUGUUGAAAUCCAUACAUUCCGAGAAGGAGGCUACUGUUGGGCAACUUGCCUCUCAUGCAAGCACCAUAGCACAAUUAACUGAUGAACAUUCAAGGGGCAUGGAACUUCAAUUUGCGACUGAAUCUCGUCUUAAAGAAAGUGAAGACCAGCUGCAUGAAGCUAUUGAGAAAUACAAGCAGAAAGAUUUGGAAGCCAGGGACCUGAAUGAGAAGCUGCUUGCACUUGAAACUCAGUUGAGAACUUAUGAAGAACAAGCUAGUGAGUCAGCGGUUGUUGCAGCAAAUCAGAAGGGUGAAUUGGAAGAGGCUCUUGUUAAGUUACAGCAUCUGGAAGGACUUACGGAGCAGUUGAAAGGCAUGAUUGAUGAAUUCGAAACUGAGAAUAAAGGUUUAGCCAGUCAAAACAUGAGUCUCUCUGAGGAGCUUGCAACAUAUGAUGGUAAACUGAAUGAGUUACAAGUAGCAUUCAAUACAGUUGUUACAGAGAAAGAGGAUAUAUCCAUACAGCUACAUGCUUCUAAGAAAGAAUUGGAGGAUCUCCAGCAACUUCAUCACUCUGAUAAAGAGGAACUCCAAUCACAGAUAACCACUGCCACAAAAGAGUACAGCAUGCUCAGUGAAAUGCACCAAAAGGAAAGGAAAGAACUUGAGGUGACUAAAAUCCAAUUCAAAGAAAAGCUAAGUGAACAGGAAGCAAGGGAAAAUUCUCUCAGCUCUCUUGUGGAAAAUCUUAAAGCGGAGCUGGCUGAGAAAUCUCUUAUGCAAGAGCAGAUUCAAGAGCUUGAACAAAAGCUGUUAGCAGCUGAGAAAGCUUAUAGCCAAGAGAAAGAAUUGGACACCAAAAAGGAGUUGGAAAGGCAAGCUUCCCUGAAGCAGUCACUUGAUGCAUUAGAGUCCAAGGAUCAGCAUGCCACACUUCUUGAAAAGCAAGUUGAGGAGCUUAAGCAGAGGCUACUAGAAGCUGAAAACCAGUACAAGGAGAAGGUUAUUGAAGAAAGCAAAAAGCUUACGCUUCUUGAGGUGGAACUUAAUGAAUUGAGACUUAAACAGACACAAACUGCUGAAAUGGAAAAGAAGAUUGCAGAGCUUGAGAACACAUUGCAGUUGGCUCGCACAAGUGCACAAGAUGUGAAGAAUGAAACCUCACAGUCAGAGGUGCAGUAUGCGACUGAGGUGAAAUCAAGAGACCUUGGAUUGGACACCUCAACACUAUCAAAGAGAAAGAGCAAGAAACGAAGUGACAAGGUGCACCGGGAUACAGAGGCUUCCACUGUAAAUCCAAACGCCUCUGUUGUCCAAGAGCAUUCAGGAGCCACGGCCUUCAAGUUCGUCCUGGGAGUGGGCUUGGUAUCAAUGAUCAUUGGUAUUAUUCUUGGGAAGCGAUAUUAGAAUGGGUUAAGGACUUCCAGUCUCUUCAUCGUGGAACCACCCCAUUUCUUUUCUCAAAUGCUCAAGUUGGUAAGGGAAUGUGAUUUACAAAAUCAUUUCCGGGGCUUUGAUUUUCUUGUUGCAAGUUUUAUCUUUACCUUGUAAGACUCAAGCUUUAAGGAGUCUAUAUUUUCAUCUUGGGUUAGGAAUUUGUUUUGUUUUACUUCAACCCUUCAGCAUGCAACUUGCUUGCUGUAUAUGAGCUUGUAGAUGUUUAUCUGUAACUAAGAAAUAAUGCCUUGUGCUAUUUGUUAAUAUUCUGAAAAGAGACAGGUUUUUGCUUA